Molecule: messenger RNA, 813 nt
Organism: Yamadazyma jaroonii
Lineage: Eukaryota; Fungi; Ascomycota; Pichiomycetes; Serinales; Debaryomycetaceae
Source: the annotation of a GenBank genome assembly
AUGGCUACCUAUUCAGAAUCAUCAUUCAACACUGAUCAUUACAACAAUGCAAGGCCCAAUUAUCCUGAUUCUUACUAUGAAACUUUGUUAGAUUAUCAUCAAGGAGAUAAGAAUGUUGCCGUAGAUGUAGGUUGUGGAUCUGGAUUUGUUGCUUUCAAAUUAGCUGAUUCUUUCAAGAAUGUUGUGGGUACUGAUAUUUCACCUGUAAUGAUUUCACAAUGUGAAGGUAAUAAGAAGCCUAAUACUACAUUUAAAGUUUGUCCUGCUGAACAACUUAAAAUUGAUGAUGCAUCCGUUGACUUGAUUGCCAGUGCUGAAGCUUUACAUUGGGUCGACAAUAAUAAGUUUUUCCCUGAAGCUUAUAGAGCAUUGAAGUCUGGUGGAACUCUAAGCUAUUGGUUCUAUUUAGAACCAAUUUUCACCUUCCCUAAAGCCAAUGAAUUGUAUGAUGAAUUCGCUUUUGGGCCAAACCAUUUGGGACCUUAUUGGGAACAACCAGGUAAGGACAGAUUGAGAAACUGGUUAAGAGAUGACGACCCUUCAAAAUUCGGUUUUGUCGAUGUCAUCAGAAAUGAAUUUGAUCCCUACAAUCCAACACCUACAACUUUGAAGAUAUCUAAAACAAUUGAUUUGAAUGACAUGAAAAGUUAUUUAACUAGUUGGAGUGCUUAUCACAGUUGGAAAAAGGAUUCUGCCAACGACAAUAAAGUAGAUAUUGUUGACCAACUUAUUAAUGAUUUAAAACCCGUUGUAGGAGAUGGAGAGUUCGUGGUCACUUGGGGAACAGUUUAUACAUUGGCUAGAAAAAAAUAA